AAUAUUAAAAUAAAUAGGCUAAGUAAUAAACUUGAUUUUAAGAAACUUAGACCUUACAAAGUUACGAAGAAAAUUAGACCUAUUAAUUAUAAAAUAAAUCUUCUACUUGCCCUAGGAAAACAAAGAAGAACUAUAUAUCCGAAUUUUUACAUUUUACUAUUAGAAAAAGCACUAGUAGAUAAAAAAAUAGGUAAAGUUAUAUAG
This is a messenger RNA of Trichoderma harzianum CBS 226.95, 204 nucleotides long. RefSeq lists its product as hypothetical. The transcript has a single exon. NCBI's taxonomy places the organism in Eukaryota, Fungi, Ascomycota, Sordariomycetes, Hypocreales, Hypocreaceae. The record is from RefSeq and is a predicted model, not a curated record. The annotation marks the transcript as partial.